Messenger RNA from Rotaria socialis, 2154 nucleotides. Lineage: Eukaryota; Metazoa; Rotifera; Eurotatoria; Philodinida; Philodinidae. The record is from the annotation of a GenBank genome assembly.
AUGAUUACAUAUCCAGAGUAUAAAAUCAAUAAUCAAACGAUUUUACAAGAACAAUUUGAUGAGAAUUAUGAACCUACUGACGACGAAAUCCGCGAAUAUGCAAUUUACAUUGGAAUCAAUCCAGAUAAAGAACGUCAUCUUCUGUGGUUAGCUAAAGAAGGUAUUAUGAAACCUUUACCACCUGGUUGGAAACCAUGUCAAGAAGAGAAAGGAGAAUUAUAUUAUUUUAAUUUUGAUACUGGCAAAGCAUCAUGGGAUCAUCCAUGUGAUGAAAUUUAUAAAACACGAGUUACUGAAGAACGACGAAAAUUAUCUGGAUCAAACACAUUACUCAAUACGAAUCCAAGAGACACUCUCACUCAAACUGGCAGAAGUACAUCGACCGUAAGUGAUUAUUUAUCAGGUGGCAAAAAAUCAUUUCAAAUGGGAACUCAUGUUAACACACCGGUUGUGACGAGAACUGAAGCACAAGCUAAUAGAUUAGAUGCUCAAUAUGUAAAUAGUGAUAAUGAUGAAAUUGAAGAAUUGAUGAACAGCGACAAUGAUGAUGAAGAACAAAGUAGCGAUGAUUUCAGAAGAAGAAUUGAUUUCGGUAUUGACCCUUUACUUUCGGCACGUAUCGAACGAAAAGAAAAAGAAGCCAUUACAACAUCAACAAUGUCUGCAUCUCGUACAAUGAAUUCAUUCGAACAUACAGACAGAAAAGUUGAUAAUAGAAAAGAUUCUCCGAAUCAUAAUAAUGAAGAAAAUGUUCGAAAAAAUCGUGCUGAAAUAGCAGCGGAAGGUGCUCUACGUCAUCCAUCAACUACUAAUGUGAAUAAACAUGACGAUACAUUAGUUACACCACGUGAAGAAUAUGAUCUAACUCAAUUACGAUCACGACUUGAACAAUCAGCUAAUGAAGAAAAAUUACAGAUACUUGAAGAUAAUCGAAUUUAUAUUGAAAGAUUGAACAAAGAAUUAAAGUUGGCAAAAGAAAAAGAAGAACAAAUGUUACGUGAUAAAAUGAAAGCAGAUUUAGCUUCAAUCGAAAAAUAUAUCCAUGAAAAUAUUGCACGUGAAAAAGAUAGAUUGGAAAAUCGAAAACAAGAAGAAUUAAAUAAUAUCAAACAAAACAUUGAAAGAGAAAAGGAAGACUAUCAAAAAAAGUUACGAGAAAGUAUGCAAUCAGAUCUGAAUGUAUAUAAAAAUUCGCUUGAUCAACACAAUAAUGCAAAUACACAAAUUCGUUCUUUACAAGAUAAACUCAAUCGAGAAAAAAGCGAAUUUGAAGAGAGAUUACGUCUAAUAGAAAAUCGGCAUAAAAAUGAAAUUGACGAUUUAAAUCGACGUCAUGAACAAAUCAAAGCUGAUAGAGAAAAAUUAGAACAGCAUUUGAAAGAGAAAGAUAAUCAUUGUUCAACAUUACAGAAAGCCUUAGAUCAACUACGUAAUGAUAAAGGAGCAGUUGAAAGAAAAUUACAAGAUGCUGAAAUACAAUUGAAAGCUAUUGAUGAAAGUCAUCGGCAAAUAAAUUUAUCAAAUGCUCACAGAUCUCUCACGAAUGCCACUGAAAACAACGACGAUGACGACGACGAUGAUGAGGAUGAUGAAAAUUUUGAUCCAAAAAAACUGACUAGCAAAAAUGCAAAUGGUUUUCAUGACAAUGAUGAUGCUGAACGAUUAAGUGACACAGAUAGUGAUGUUGUAGAAAUGGAACAAACAUUAAAAGAACUACGACAAACUCAACGUGACUAUAUGUCUCUUCUUCCGAUAUCAAACAUAGAUGAUAAACAAAAGCAAUAUGCAAAAACAGCAACAGUUGAUUUAACAAAACUAUCGGUUGCUGAUGUUGCUCCAGUUGUAAGAAAUAUUCGUACAAUUAAUCGUAAUGCGCCAAGAAUGUAUGAAUCUUAUGAAACAAUGCCUAAUCAAGUAUUAACCGAUUCAGGAAGAUGGUCGAAUACGAUGAUGUCAACACUUGGUAAUAAUACAAAUUCAUCAGCGAUGUAUCAAACAGCCAAUGGUUAUCAACCGAUACUAACAAAAACUAAUCAUUGGAGUUCACAACCAACUCUUGUUACAAGAGAAGCAGUAUUAAAUGCAGCACGUAAAGUGUUUGCUCCUAAUGUAAUCGAUCAAUUAACAUCAAAUUCAAAAUCAUCAACACAUUGA